This is a messenger RNA of Diaporthe citri, 1542 nucleotides long. RefSeq lists its product as uncharacterized. The record is from RefSeq and is a predicted model, not a curated record. The transcript has a single exon. Bases 1 to 1542 code for a protein of 513 amino acids. Lineage: Eukaryota; Fungi; Ascomycota; Sordariomycetes; Diaporthales; Diaporthaceae. Gene Ontology annotation, molecular function: CAAX-protein geranylgeranyltransferase activity. Gene Ontology annotation, cellular component: CAAX-protein geranylgeranyltransferase complex. Gene Ontology annotation, biological process: protein geranylgeranylation.
AUGUCCUCAUCCUCAUCCCCCUUCGACCCUCCCCUCGACAAGCCCCGCCACCUGCGCUACUGGCAGCGCUGCGCCCGCACGCUUCUGCCCCACCACUACACGCCCAACGACAGCCAGCGCCUGACCCUCGGCUUCUUCAUCAUCGCCGCCAUCGACCUGCUCUCCUCUCCCACAGACCAGAAGCCCCUCCUCACCCCGGCAGACCGCCGCAGCCUGCGCGCCUGGGUCCUGUCGUGCCAGCACCCCCACGGUGGAUUCUGCGGCAGCCCGUCCCACGUUUUCCCCCGCGCCCAAUAUGACGACCGCGACGCAGGCGGAAAUGCGAACAUCGCGGCGACCUACUUCGCGCUGCUGUUGCUGCCCAUGCUGACGGAGGCUGAUCAAGCCGAGGGGGGCGCGUACGCAGGUGUCGACCGGGCCAAGACGCUGAGGUGGCUCCGGAGGCUGCAGAGGGUCGACGGCGACGGGAGCUUUGGCGAGGUCGUAUAUGAGCUGCCUUCUUUUGAAACCACAGAUGAAAGACAAGACGGAGACGAAAGGAGCAGGAGGUACAUGAUCGGCGGCGGCAAGGACAUGCGCUACUGCUACCUCGCCGCCUCCAUCCGGUGGAUGCUCCGCGGCGACGUGCCCGAGGGCGACGGGGCCUACGUCGAGGAUAUCGACGUCGCCGCGCUGGUGCGCCACAUCCACCGCAGCCAGUCGUACGACGGCGGCUUCUCCGAGAGUCUUGGCCACGAGAGCCACGCCGGGUAUGCGUACUGCGCCGUCGCGGCCUUGGCCCUGCUAGACCGGCCUACCGGGGGCGGCACAUCCGGUUCCGAAGCGGGAGAGCAAAAGACACCAUCUACACAUCACACACAGAGCAGGUCGUUACAGGAGGGAAUAGGGGAUAUACCAGGCUUCAUAUCCUUCCUCGUCUCCAGGCAGUUCGCAUACCUCGACGCCCAGGAGAAGAAGGCGGAAGAAGAGGACGACGAGGACCCCGAGACCGCGAACUUCCAGAUGGCUGGGCUCUCCCUCUCUGAAUCCCACGACGACACAAACCACAUCGGCUUUAACGGCCGCUGUAACAAGGUCGCCGACACGUGCUACACCUGGUGGGUCCUCGGCUCGCUGUCCAUACUGGGAGUCCUCGACGACGCCUCCCGAACCUCCGGCUCGUUCCCAUCACCCAACACAGUCGGCCCAGCGGCCCUGGGCGCGGCCCGGACCUUCCUCCUCGACAAGACCCAGCACGCCAUCGGCGGCUUCGGCAAGCGCGCCGGCGAUCCCCCAGAUAUCUACCACUCCAGCCUGGGCCUCUUCGCCCUGGCCACCAUGGGCGACCCGUCGCUGAAGAAGGUCGAUGCCGGGCUGGCCGUCAGCGUGGACACGGUCAGGAAGAUCGAGGCCGGGAGGAAGGGGCUGCUGAGGAGGGCGAGGCAGGGCGAGGACGGCGGGGGUGCCGCCUCGGGAGCUGGGUAUGGGAAGGCCCUGGUGGACAUGGCCGUCUCCAUGGGGAGUGGUGGCGAGAGGCCUGCAUGGUUGGACGUUACAGUGUGA